AUGGGAGCUCGGGCGCAGGAUCUCUGGAACAAUUGGUCCAUCCAGAUCCUGGUGCUCCUCAGCCUCGGCCUCCAGCUCGCCCUCUUCCUCCUCGCCGGCAUCCGCAGGCGUGGAGCGCACCCCGUGCUCUGGUUCUUGCUGUGGCUGGCGUACCAGCUGGGCGACUACACGGCGACCUACGCCCUCGGUCACCUCUCCCUCAAGGGCGCGGGGCGGGAGCACCCCAUCGUCGCGUUCUGGGCGCCGUUCCUCCUGCUGCACCUCGGAGGCCCGGACAACAUCACCGCCUACUCCCUGGAGGACAACAAGCUCUGGAAGCGCCACCUGCUACACGUGGUGCUUCAGGUGCUGGCGGCCGUGUACGUCCUCUACGAGCAUGUCUCCGGAAGGGGGCCGCUGCUCCAGCUCGCCUCCGUUCUGAUGUUGGCCGUCGGUGCGGUCAAGUACGGUGAGAAGACGUGGGCGCUCAUGCUCGGCAACCUGGACAGCAUCCGAGGCGCCGUCAAGAAGCAACCACCUGCCACGCACGGGCACUUUCACCCCCAGGAUCACGUGCUCAAGGGUGGAGUGUUGGACGAGGAGUCCCUUGUGCGACGGGCUCACUCGCUCUUCCACAUCUGCAAGCGUGCCAUAGUUGACUGUCCGGUGAUCGAAGACGCCUCAGACACCGCCAAGAUGGUGGACGUGGUGGAGUUCUGGCCAUUGAUGGAGACCGAGCUCUCCCUAAUGUACGACAUGCUGUACACCAAGGCAGCCGUCAUCCACACCUGGUUCGGCUACUCGGUACGUCUCGUCUCCCCGCUCGCCAUUGCUGCCUCGCUGCUUCUGUUUAGGCUCAUUAGCAAGGACGUCGCCCACCGCGGGGUCGACGUCGUCAUCACCUACGUCUUGUACGGUGGUGCCUUGUUCAUGGAGACGACGGCGCUGCUCAACGCGCUAGGCUCCUCCUGGACAUUCGCCUUCCUGAGUACCACGAGAUGGCGCUGGCUUCGGACCGCGGCUCUGUGCAAUGAAAGGUGGGACCGGCUUAGGCGUUUGGUCGCAUAUCUUCACCAUCUUGUGAGGCUAGGAGGAGGAAGCCGGUACAAGUCAAGAAGGUGGUCACGUACCAUGGGGCAGUUCAACAUGCUGCACUAUUGCACCCGCUCCGACGGUGCAUUCACGAGGCCUCUGCUCGGCAGGUUGGCCAGGAUGGUAGGACUGGGACUCAAUGAGUGGUGGAACAGGGAGCAUUACUCAUGGGCCAUUGAGAUGCCCGUACAUGUGAAGGAUUGCAUAUCCGAUCACAUGAAAAGAGUGUACAAGAAAGGGGUUGUGAACUCACUGGGCAUGCUCAGGAACAGGUGGGGCGAGGAACCACUGGUUCUCAGGAAACUCUUCCAUGGCAUACUCAAAGACUCACUCGGUGUUGAGUUCCAGGAGUGCAUCAUCAUCUGGCACAUCGGCAGUGAUGUUUUUCUCGCCAAGAGCCAGCGGGCCAAGGACGAAGAUGCAUCACUUGAUGUCGAUGCGAUCAAGGUGAUAUCCAACUACAUGAUGUUCCUCCUUGUGGCGACACCCGACAUGCUACCAGGCCUCUCCCAGAACAGGUUAUAUCAACAAACCUGCGAAAAUCUAGUCAAGACUAGACGAUCGACGCAUAGGCGCCAACACAUGAACCUUUGUGCUAAGCUCAAGAAUCUCUUCCGCCUGCACGAUGACCCCGGUUCUAGUUCCAGGGUCGCCGACAGAGAGGAGCUUGCAAGAAUCCUAUGUGCGAGCAAAGGCUUCAGCCAUGAUACUCCUCGACUGUCCUAUGUAGUUAGACUUGCCAAGCAACUGCUAAGGCAAGAGAAAGAUGGAACGGCUGAUUCCUUGAAACUUGUCCUAGAUGUGUGGACGGAUAUUCUUGUCUAUGCAAGCAACAAAUGCAGCAGGAAGGCUCAUGCCGAGAAGCUCAGCACCGGCGGUGAGUUGACAACCAUCCUUUGGCUCAUGGCAGAACACUUCUAUCAACUUUAUUUGGAGGAACUUAUCCAGAACGAGAAGGAUAAGUUACCUGUAGUAGAAGGCACCAAUUAG
Molecule: messenger RNA, 2061 nt
Organism: Triticum turgidum subsp. durum (durum wheat)
Lineage: Eukaryota; Viridiplantae; Streptophyta; Magnoliopsida; Poales; Poaceae
Source: the annotation of a GenBank genome assembly